AUGGAACCACUAGUAGUGAGGGGUGACGAAGGCGGCGCGGGUUUAAUUUUAUGUUGUGAAUGUGGUUUAUCAAUUCAGCCAAAUGCUGCAAAUAUGUGUGUUGCUUGUAUACGGUCGCGUAUUGAUAUCACUGAAGAUAUACCAAAGCAAAACCAGAAAUUUGAUAUUGGUUCUCGUUUUUUUUGCUUAGGUCGAUUAUAUUCAUGCAGAUUUUGCGAACGAUAUUUACUUCCACCAAAUGCGUGGAUUCGUGCUGAACUGGAAUCGAAAGAAUUGCUUUCACUGGCUUUAAAAAAAAUAAAAUCUACUCUUCAAAAGGUUAGAUUAGUCGAUGCAUCUUUUAUUUGGACGGAACCGCAUUCGAAAAGAAUUAAAGUAAAAUUGACAAUUCAAAAAGAAGUGCUGACAGGAGCUAUUCUUCAACAAACCUUUGUAAUUGAAUAUGUUGUCCUUAAUCAGAUGUGCGAAGAUUGUCGUAAGGUGGAAGCAAAGGAUUAUUGGCGUGCAUGUGUUCAGAUUCGUCAGAAAUGUGACUUUAAAAAGACGCUUUUUUACCUGGAACAACUUUUAUUGAAAUACGGAGCUCAUACAAACACGACAGGUAUUAAACCUGUUUCAACUGGAAUUGACUUCUAUUACGCAAAAUUACAAGAUGCAAGAAAAUUAGUCGAUUUUGUUGUUUCGGUAUUGCCGUGUAAAUAUCAGUAUGCUCAGGAGCUAAUUAGCCAUGAUACAAAAAAUUCCACUUAUGAUUAUAAACAUACUUUCUGUGUGGAAGUAGUUCCUGUUUGUAAAGAUAAUGUGAUUUGUUUACCAAGAAAAAUCGCGCAAUCGCUUGGAAAUAUGAAUCAAUUUGUUGUUUGCUUGCGAGUAAAUAAUGUAAUAACAAUAAUUGAUCCAUCAACUCUACAACUUGCGGAUAUAAAUGCUCAAGCUUAUUAUCGGCAUCCCUUUGAGUCAUUGUGUCAACCAAAACAAUUUACUGAAUUUUAUGUUUUGGACGUAGAAGAUGUUGUUGAUUUGCAAAGGGAAAAAGGUCAUGGGCGAAUCUCGUCAAAGCAUCGUUUAGUUGAUGUUUGGGUUGCACGAGCAGAUCAGGUGGGGAAAACUGAUGCACCUAUAAUUUUUACUCGUUCCCAUCUUGGUAAUGUCCUUAAGCCUGGUGACACUGUCUUAGGUUUCGAUUUGCAAAAUAGUAAUGUCAACAAUAAAAUUUUGGAUUCUGUUGCUUCUGAUCGAGUUCCAGACGUCAUUCUCGUUCGUAAAGUAUUUGAUCGAACAAUGAGGCAAAAGAGAAGGAAAUGGAAACUUAAACGUAUUGUUCGAGAUGGCAAUAUUGUCCCCGAUACUGCUUCAGUAGAAAAUGAAUUUGAGAAUUUCAUGGAAGAUUUGGAAGAGGAUGAACAGCUUCGCAAAAGGAUUAAUAUUUACAAAAAAACAGAUAUCGUUGCUGAUGACGAUGAAGAUUAUGAUAUUCCAUUUUGUCCAUCAGUUGGUGAAAUGCUUGAAGACCUUGAUUUAAAUGACGUUGAAAUGGUUGAUUAA
This is a messenger RNA of Dracunculus medinensis (Guinea worm), 1545 nucleotides long. Lineage: Eukaryota; Metazoa; Nematoda; Chromadorea; Rhabditida; Dracunculidae. The record is from the annotation of a GenBank genome assembly.